CUUCAGUUAGAGUUACACAGAGGGAGUUCACUUUCCUUCUCUGUGAACCUGCUCCUUCUGGUCUUUUCUUCUUUUUUUUUCUCCUUCUGACACCCCACUAAGUUACAGAGCACACAAUUAGCAUGAACACAAUGAAGACGUCCUUUAGGACCAGUGGAAGCGUAGCUGGAGGCGGCUAUUCUGGUGGUGGUGGUGGUGGUGGUGGCAGCGUCAGGAAGGCUUACUCCAGCCAAUCUGCGAUCCUCUCGGGCGGAAGCCGCAUGAGCGGUGCAGCUCGGGCUGGUAAUAUGAGGGGUCUUGGCCAAGGUUUCGGCGGUGGCUCGAACUACACCUACAGCUUUACCUCUGGCGGCGGCGGCGGUGGUGGCGGUGGUGGACUUGGUAUGGGCUUAGGUGGUGGCUAUGGCGGUGGUCUUGGCUUCGGCGGUGGCGGUGGUGGUGGUUUUGGCGCCGGUGGUGGAGGCGGCUACGGCGGUGGUUUUGGCUUAGGUGGUGGCGGUGGUGGUGGUGGAGGCUUGGGCUUCGGUGGAGCUGGUGGUGCUGGCUUCAUCCCCACCAUCACCGCUGUCCAAGUCAACAAGAGCCUGCUGGCCCCCCUCAAUCUGGAGAUCGACCCUAACAUCCAGGUCGUCCGCACUCAGGAGAAGGAGCAGAUCAAGACCCUCAACAACCGCUUUGCCUCCUUCAUCGAUAAGGUGCGGUUCCUGGAGCAGCAGAACAAGAUGCUUGAGACCAAGUGGAGCCUUCUUCAGGAUCAGACCACCACCACCUCCAAUAUCGAUAGCAUGUACGAGGCCUACAUCGCCAACCUCCGCAGGCAGCUCGACGGCCUGGGCAACGAGAAGGUCCGGCUAGAGGGUGAACUAAAGAACAUGCAGAACCUGGUGGAAGAUUUCAAGAACAAAUAUGAAGAUGAAAUCAACAAGCGUGCCACAGUAGAGAAUGACUUUGUCCUGCUCAAGAAGGAUGUUGACGGCGCUUACAUGAACAAGGUGGAAUUGGAAGCCAAGGUUGACGCCCUUCAGGACGAAAUCAAUUUCCUCCGGGCUAUCUACGAAGCGGAGCUGCAAGAACUGCAGGGUCAGAUCAAGGACACCUCAGUGGUGGUGGAGAUGGAUAACAGUCGCAACCUGGACAUGGAUGCCAUCGUGGCUGAAGUGCGCGCCCAGUAUGAAGAUAUCGCCAACCGCAGCCGUGCAGAGGCUGAGUCGUGGUACAAACAGAAGUAUGAGGAGAUGAAGAGUUCUGCUGGCGUGUAUGGAGAUGACCUUCGCAACACCAAGGCUGAGAUUGCAGAACUGAACCGCAUGAUUACCCGCCUGCAGAAUGAGAUCGAGGCAGUCAAGGCGCAGCGGGUUAACUUGGAAGGUCAGAUUGCGGAAGCCGAGGAGCGUGGAGAGCUAGCAGUGAAGGACGCCAAAGCUCGCAUUAAGGAUCUAGAGGACGCCCUGCAGAGAGCUAAGCAGGAAAUGGCACGCCAGGUGCGUGAGUACCAGGAACUUAUGAAUGUGAAGCUGGCCCUGGACAUUGAGAUCGCCACCUACAGGAAACUUCUGGAAGGAGAAGAGGACAGGAUCUCGUCUGGAGGUGGAAGUGCCACUAUUCAUGUGCAGCAGUCAUCUAGCGGUGGUGGUGGUGGCGGCGGCGGUGGAUUCGCCCUGGAAUCUGCCCUCGGCGGUGGUGGAGGAGGUUAUGGCUUCGGCCUUGGCGGUGGAGGUGGAGGUGGUGGGGGCUACGGCAUGGGCUUCGGCAGCGGCGGUGGUGGGGGUUACAGCAUCGGCGGGGGCUCCGGCAUUGGAGGAGGCCUCGGCGGCGGAAUGGGAAGUGGUGGCUCUACCAUCAGCAAGUCCAGGAUGACCACUACCUCUACUAAUAGAUUGUACUAGAGAGGAGACCCUCCUACCCCACAAUCCCUACCUAAUGCAAGCCCAUGCACAUCCAUAAAUGCAAAUUAUGUUACUGUUUCUCCCUUUACACAUAACGACAGAGCUUUCACUGGUCUCGAGUGCUAGGAACAUGCAUCCUGCCUAGAUUUUCACACACGAUGGCACAUUCUGGGGAAAGAAAAUACAAAGAGAUGAAACUCAUUUUCUGUGGCUGGAAUCAACUUCGACAUUAUUUCCUCUUACAUUAAGUCAAGGCUGCGGAAAAAUACCAAAACAUGAUUUCUCAGCCACUUUUCCUAAGUUUUAUUUCUUCCUUCAUUUCACCAACACAGAUCUAUGGAAAAAAAAGUUAACAAGAGAUAAAGCUGGACCAAGGACUGGUAAUGAGUGGCAAUGAAAUAUGUCACUGUUCCAAAGUAUUUGGAAUAGUAAAAGUCAAUGCUUGUGCAAUAGCAGGGAGUGACAGUGUCAUGGUAACAGAACAGCAGCUGUAACACUGAUCUCACACUGUGGUGCUGGCCAGCCAUACUGCAGAUGUACCAAAAGCAGCUCUGAGAGAGACCGACAGCUCAUGUAGAGAGACCGACACACAGACGGAUGUCAUAUUUCUGUCCACUUCUGUCCUAGUGCCCCUUGACUCUGUGGGGCCUUUGUGUGGCCAAAAUGGAAAUUCGAGGCGUCUUUUCCCACGAAGGAGGCAGUCUGUGCUGAACUAGCCUUAAGAAACCCAGAGGGCCAAAUUCAGUUUUUGCUCUUUCACUUUUUUAUUUUUUUUUGCCAGGGACGACACCAGAAAGGGUUGUAAACGGCUUCCUUUUUUUGUUGUAUUUUGUUUCUUUGAAAUUUGAGCAAAAUAAAAAGCUGACUGUCAUGACCAGAUUUGUGCUAAUUGACAAUGUAACACCAACAUUCUGAAUAAAUCUGAGUACAAUUACA
Brienomyrus brachyistius is the source of this 2822-nucleotide messenger RNA. It is a transcript of the gene krt5, whose product is annotated as keratin 5. Gene Ontology annotation, cellular component: keratin filament. The transcript is spliced from 9 exons. Gene Ontology annotation, biological process: intermediate filament organization; keratinization. Bases 123 to 1886 code for a protein of 587 amino acids. NCBI's taxonomy places the organism in Eukaryota, Metazoa, Chordata, Actinopteri, Osteoglossiformes, Mormyridae. The record is from RefSeq and is a predicted model, not a curated record. Gene Ontology annotation, molecular function: structural constituent of skin epidermis.